Messenger RNA from Calypte anna (Anna's hummingbird), 2763 nucleotides. RefSeq names its product coiled-coil serine rich protein 1 (gene CCSER1). The record is from RefSeq and is a predicted model, not a curated record. NCBI's taxonomy places the organism in Eukaryota, Metazoa, Chordata, Aves, Apodiformes, Trochilidae. The coding region runs from base 106 to 2763 and encodes 885 amino acids. The transcript is spliced from 10 exons.
CGGGUCCCCAGCCCCCGCCGGCGGACGGCGAGCGCCCCGGGCGCUGGAGGAGCCCCCCCAGGUUAGAUUACUGGCUGUGAAGAGCCACGGACACUUUGUGCCCUGAUGGGGGACUCAGGAUCCAGACGAUCAACUCUAGUAUCUCGGUUGCCAAUAUUCAGGAGAAGCAUUAGCAGGAGACACGACUCUCUUCCUUCCUCACCUUCUUCUGCUAAUGCCAUUGGUGUCCACACCUCCUCCCCAUCCAGCACCAACUCCAGCUCAGGGAGCACAGGCAAGCGGAGGAGUAUUUUCCGCACUCCUUCCAUUAGCUUCCAUAACAAGAAAGGGACUGAGCAGAAGCCUGACUCAGCCAGUCAAAAUGUUGCCAUUUCAAAUGGUACCCAGUCCUCUCUUGACGCUUUCCAAAAACUCAGCCUAGAGGAACACAUCAAAAGCAGAGGGAGGCAUUCGGUUGGCUUUGGCAGCUCACGGAGCAAGAAGAUAACAAGGUCUUUGACGGAGGAUUUUGAAAAGGGAAAGGAGCCCUCAGCUAAUAAGAACGUCUUUAUAAAUUGCAUAAGCUCUGGGAAUAAUGAGGGUGAUGAUUCAGGCUUUGCAGAGGAGCAGAGCCGGCACUCUGUCAAACAAUCCACGCGAAAGCUUCUCACUAAAUCUUUCUCAUCACACUACAAAUUUUCUAAACCCGCUCCAGAGAGUCAGUCAGGUUCCUCUGCGCAGCAGCCCAGGUGCUUGCUAGAGGUUAAAUCCUACGUGGAAAGCGAACCUGUGACUGCCAAGUCCUCUCCUCCGUGUUCAGCUGAGACAACCGAGUGCAUGGGAAGCUCCUUGCAGUCCCCCCUGCUCUCAGCUGACCUCACAGCUGCCCAGACCCCCUCUGACUUUGUCGCCCUGACGGAGGAUUCAGUUUCAGAGGUGGAUGCUCUGCCCAGCAGUGGGACUGGAGCACCACUUGCAGAGGAUUUUGGCAACGAUGUCUCUACCUCUCAGGUCUUCUUCAGUCCUGUUGCUGCUCCUGCAAGGGAAACCGAUAUUGUGGAAAGUACUGGGCAUUCCGUGGGGGUGUCUCCUGUGAGUCGCGCAAGCUCGUGUAGUGUUGAAUCUAAUACCUUAUUCAAAACCUCAGCUACUAGUCAAACAAAAGUAUUGCUGCAAGCCAAUGAACUACAUAUUAAUGAUGCCAGACACAUAGGAGAAGUUAACUUGGCAAAUGCACAUUUAGAAACCUUUGCAUCACAGCACAGAGAAGAAUCAGCAAUGUUCUCUCCAAAGGCACAGGGGCUGAAUAGGGACAGAGAUGAAAACACACAGUCCAAGCACAGGAGAGAGACAAUUCCUAUAGUGGAGUCUAAGAUUGUUCCAUGUUCUGAACCUCAGUCCAUUAAAACACAACAGGGUUAUGAAACCAACCAUUCUAAAGUUGAUCUUCCCAAUAGCUUCAGUCCAUACAGAGAAGGCAGAUUUGUGGAGAAACGACUGAGAUCAUCUUCAGAAGGUACUGCUGGAGGCAGUCGGCUGAUCAUAAAACCAAAGGAUGGAAAUACAGAAGAGCUCAACAGCCUGUGGAAGCAGAGAGCAAACUCAUCCUCUUCAAAAAUGAACAGCAUGGAUGUUUUGAAUAACUUGGGUUCCUGUGAGUUGGAUGAAGAUGACCUAAUGCUUGACUUGGAGUUCCUGGAAGAACAACAACAUCACCAUCGUUCUGUUUGCCGGGAAGACUCAUACCAGUCCAUAGUCUCAUGUGCUGCUGUGGUACUUACCCCUGUAGAGUCAACACUGGACACAAGGAAAGAAGAACAGCCAGUGAUGCCUGAUGUGUCUAAACAGAACCUGUCUCUGAAGCUGUCAAAGGAGGUGGACCAAGGAGAAGGCAGAUACCCUCGUGUUAGCCAGCUGGCUGGCAGCCCAUCAGUGGAAUGGCCUUUGGCUGGUCUGGAAGAAGGGGGAGGCAUUGAAACUUUGCCCUUCAGAUUGAUGUUGCAAGACUGCACAGCUGUAAAGACAUUGCUGCUGAAAAUGAAGAGGGUUCUUCAAGAGAGUGCAGACAUGAGUCCAGCUAGUAGCACCACCUCACUCCCUGUUAGCCCUCUUCCUGAGGAGCCAUUAUUUUUCAAGGAUGGAAUAAAAGAUGAAUGCUCAGUGCUGAAGCUGCAGCUGAAGGAGAGAGAUGAACUCAUAGCCCAACUUCGUGAGGAGCUGGAAAAAGCUCAGUGUUUUCAGAAGGCCCUUGCUUCCCAAGCCGAUAAAUCCACGCAGACAGAACUCGUAGGCCAUGAUGCUACAUUUCCAAACAGAACGGUGAGCAAAAAUCUCAGCACAAGGGACAGAAAGUCAGCACAUACUCCCACCGAGGACCAUUUUAGAUACUCAUCAGGCAACCAAGCACCUGCCUAUGAAAGCAAGAGCUGCCAAAUCUCUAAUUUGUAUCUGAGCAACCUCCUGAAAGAGAAAGAGAUUGUGGAAGUCAUCAAGCACACGAGAGGCACCUAUGAAACCCUCUCUUCAGAGGUCACCCAGAAUGGUUUGGCCACCACGGUGCCGAGUCCAGCAAAGGCAGCAUCCAAGGCAGACACCUACCCAGUGUUCUCAGGAGCUCCAAAAGAGCAAAGUGCUGUACCCCGUCAGCACACCACGUUCACAGGGAGACUUGGACAGCCUCCCAGGGGACCCAUCUCUUUGCAUAUGUACAGCAGAAAAAACGUUUUCCUUCACCACAACCUACACACGGCAGAGCUACAGAUGUUAGGGCAACAGGAUGGGUAA